Messenger RNA from Trichosurus vulpecula (common brushtail), 3951 nucleotides. It is a transcript of the gene SRBD1, whose product is annotated as S1 RNA binding domain 1. Gene Ontology annotation, biological process: nucleobase-containing compound metabolic process; translation. Gene Ontology annotation, molecular function: structural constituent of ribosome; mRNA binding. The transcript is spliced from 23 exons. NCBI's taxonomy places the organism in Eukaryota, Metazoa, Chordata, Mammalia, Diprotodontia, Phalangeridae. Bases 348 to 3341 code for a protein of 997 amino acids. The record is from RefSeq and is a predicted model, not a curated record.
GAAACGGAAGGCAGCUGGUGGACGGAUUCCAGCGCACGCUGUGCGGGUUUCCUUGGUCUGCUCCCUCCCACCUCAGCUGAAUCACAGCACCCAGAGUUCUUCUUAGUCACCAUACAUUGUAGGUGGUGCUGAUUUGGAAAAUGCCUACGCAUCUACAAAAUAGGUUUUGUUGGGGGUAAGGAAGGUGAAUAAGACAGCUUGGAAGUAGGGAAGUUCUCCAAACCUGUUUAUUCUGCAGGUAUCAACAGUAAAGCCAAACGGUAGGAGAAGCCAUCUGGGAUUGGGAACAUCCGCUUAAGAGCACGAACUAGUCCUCAGAUCUUGAGGAACCUUUAGAGGAAGCAAAAAUGUCAUCAUUAUCAAGGAGAGCAAAAUUAAAAGUUCAGGCGGUGGUGGCAAAAGAAGAGUUGCCUUCUUUCCUUGAAUCUUCUUCUGAAUCUGAAGAGGAAAAUGAUAAAGAUAGUUCUUGGGAACCCCAAAAGAAAGCUUCUAAUAGCUUGAAGGCCAUUUCUAAUAAAAACAAGCCAAGGAAAGUGUCUGUGGAGAAGAAAGCCCCUCAGAUCAGCAGUACUCCAAGAAAGGUGGCUAUUAAAGAAGAACUGAAUAGCUCUGUGCUUAUUGAUGAUGUUUCGGAAGACAGCAAAGAUGAACUCAAAGUUUUGCAGAACCAGAAAACUACAAAUACGACACGGAAGAGAAUAUCUAAUAAACCUCGACCACAGAAGGCCAAAAAACUGAAAGUUGAUGAUGUGAUCUGCAAAACUGACAACUUAGAUGGUGGUGAUGGUGGUGGCAUCGAGAUACCAUCAACGAGCACCAUGCAGGGAGGAAGCAGCAUGAAGAAGGGAGAAGAUGAAGAGGACCUUACAUUUGGUGAACCCCCUUUAAAGAAAAUGAAAUCUACAAUGUUUCCUCAGGGACAGCCUGUCAAAACUGCAGGAAAUGUCGUCAAGGUUAAGGAGGACUUGGAAAUGAACUGGGACAUGGUACAGGUUUUAUCAGAAAGGACCAAUAUUGAACCUUGGGUAUGUGCCAAUAUCAUCUGCCUUUUUAAUGAUGAUAAUACAAUUCCCUUCAUUGCCCGUUAUCGAAAAGAGCUCAUUAACAAUCUUGAUGCUGAUGCUUUGCGAGAAGUACAACAGUUUCUGGAGGAGUUGAGGACCGUUACAAAGAAGACUCAUGCCACAAUCCAGAAGAUUAAAAAGGAAGGGAAACUAUCAGAAUCCUUGUUAACAGCCUUGUUAAAUUGUAGAACUUUAGAAGAAUUAGACCAUGUGUCAGCCCCGUAUAAAACUGGGAGCAAAGGUACCAAGGCUCAAAGAGCCAAACAACUGGGAUUAGAAGGAGCAGCAAAGAUGCUACUUGAAAAUCCGGGGGCACUUAAUCUGCUCUCCUUUGUGAAACCCAGUGUGAAAGGACUUUCAACUCUUCAGGAGAUCGAAACAGGAGUGCAGCAUAUCUUAGCUGACAUGUUUGCUAAAGAUAAAGACACGUUGGAUUUUAUCAGGAAACUGUGCUCACGUAGGUCUAUUUAUAUUCAGUCCUCUUUGGCAAAGUUGUCAUCCAAGAAUGAAAGAGAGAAAGAUAUCAAUAAAUUUCAGCUUUACCAGAACUUUUCAUGCAAUAUAAAGAAUAUUCAGCAUCAUCAGAUUCUGGCCAUUAACCGAGGGGAAAAUUUGAAGAUCCUGACAGUGAAGGUCAAUAUUCCUGAUAGUGUGAAGAAUGAAUUCUGUAAUUGGUGUAUCCAGAACAGGUGGAGACCUUUACGAUUUGCCAGGCCAGAACUGAUGAAGAUCUUACAUGAUUCAGUAGAAGAUUCCUACAAACGCCUCAUUUAUCCUCUCCUCUGUAGAGAAUACAGAUCAAAACUCACAUCAGAUGCGGAGAAGGAAUCAAUCAUGAUGUUUGGAAGAAACCUCAGACAGCUGCUUUUAACAAGCCCUGUUCCAGGGCGAACCUUGAUGGGAGUGGAUCCUGGAUACAAGCAUGGUUGCAAGUUAGCUAUUAUUUCUCCUACCAGUCAGAUACUUCAUACUGAUGUUGUCUACUUGCAUUCAGGACAAGGAUUCCGAGAAGCAGAGAAGAUAAAAAGGCUGUUGCUGAAUUUUAACUGCAGCACUGUAGUGAUUGGAAAUGGGACUGCCUGCCGUGAAACAGAAGCUUACUUUGCAGACCUGAUAAUGAAAAAAUAUUUUGCACCACUAGAUGUUGUUUACUGCAUUGUCAGUGAAGCAGGAGCAUCAAUCUACAGUGUCAGUCCUGAAGCUAACAAAGAGAUGCCAGGCCUAGACCCUAAUUUGAGAAGUGCUGUUUCCAUAGCAAGACGUGUACAAGAUCCGUUAGCUGAGCUAGUGAAAAUUGAGCCGAAGCACAUUGGAGUUGGAAUGUAUCAGCAUGAUGUGUCCCAGACUUUACUGAAAGCCACUCUGGAUAGUGUGGUGGAAGAGUGUGUCAGCUUUGUGGGAGUGGAUAUCAACAUCUGUUCAGAAAUUCUAUUAAGGCACAUUGCAGGACUGAAUGCCAGCCGGGCCAAAAACAUCAUUGAAUGGCGAGAGAAAAAUGGGCCUUUCAUUAAUCGGGAGCAACUGAAGAAUGUGAAAGGGCUGGGUCCCAAAUCUUUUCAACAGUGUGCAGGUUUUAUCAGAUUCAAUCAAGAUUACAUCAGAACGUUCUGCAGCAGUCUGCAAAAUGAAUCUUCAUCAGGGGAUCAAGUCCUGAGCAUUGCUGUGACAACUCCAAUGGUUGUUCAGUUUACAGAUGAAAAACAAGGCAAGAAAAAGAGCAAAACAGCCCCUAAAGCUGCACUGAAGCCAAAUCCUUUGGACCAAACGUGUAUCCACCCAGAAUCAUAUGACAUAGCUAUGAGGUUUUUAUCUCUCGUUGGUGGCAACCUCUGUGAAAUCGGAAAGCCUGAAAUGCAGCAGAAAAUAAAUUCACUUCUUCAAAAGGAAGGAGUAGAAGAAAUUGCUGAAAGUUUGAAAACAACAGUGCAUACAUUGCAAAUCAUCAUUGAUGGUUUGAGUCAGCCUGAGAGCUUUGACUUCCGAACAGAUUUCGAUAAACCUGACUUCAAGAGGAGCAUAGUCUGCCUAGAAGAUCUGAAUGUUGGGACAGUUCUCACUGGAAAAGUCGAGAAUGCUACUCUCUUUGGGAUUUUUGUGGAUAUAGGAGUGGGCAAGUCAGGGCUGAUUCCAAUCCGAAAUGUUACAGAAGCAAAGCUUUCUAAAGUGAAGAAGAGGAGGAGUCUUGGGCUGGGCCCUGGUGAGAGAGUGGAAGUCAGAGUGAUCAAUAUUGAUAUUCCUCGAUCUAGGAUAACUCUAGAUCUCAUUCGUGUUUUGUGAGCAUCUCACUGGACACCAAAUUUUAAUUUCAUUUUUACUAAUCGUAGCUCAGAUACAUGAGAACUUAUCCAGGGAUUAGAAACAAGUCAUGUUAUCAGGUGUUUCCUGAACAUGCCCCUUCUUAGUUGCUGCCUGUUUUAUAACUAAGGAGACUGAAUAUUUCUUCUUGAACAACUUGCUGUAUAUCCCCUCAGGGGAGACAUAUGCCAAAGAGCCUCACUUGACCCAUUGGGUGAAACUUUUCUGAGUGAAAUUGGCUUAUCAUUAGUAGAUAUUUAGCCAUUUCUCCAACUCUUUAGAAAACCAUUUCACUUUUUGUACAGCACAAGUCUCCUCUCCAGGCCUGUCUUCUGGUGACCUUUGAAGGAUAGGGUGGUUCUCUGCAUAGUUGAGUUCAGUGGUGUGAGUUAUGAGUCAGGCAUGAGUCCAGUUUAUGAGUUAUAUAUGACAUUUCACCAGUACUCUGUAAUUGCGGUAUAUAAAUACAUUGUUCAUUGCCCUUCUAAACUACAACUUUCUACAGAUCAAGUGUGUCUGUAGCUUUGAGUUCAGAAAGUUAUUGAAGGAAUCAUGUGUUUUACUCUCUAUAAUAAAACUUUCAUGCAGUAAA